AUGGUGUCCACACGACAGUGCACAACAAAGUUCUCUGUCGGAGAAACAGUUUUAUGCUACGAACCAGAUGAAAGCAAAGCAAAAGUUUUGUAUGAAUCUAAGAUUUUGGAAAUUGAUUUCACAAAAGAUGAAAAAGGAAAGAAAGUCCCUGAAUAUUUUGUCCAUUUUAGUGGAUGGAAUAAAAGCUGGGAUCGCUGGGUUCUGGAAGAUCAGAUUGUCGCUGGGACUGAAGUGAACAGACAAAGAAUGAAACGACUGCACGAGGAGGCCGUUAAUCGCCUUAAAAACAGAAAAAAACGGAAGUCUAUAACUCCAAAUGUUGACACGCCAAACACCAACGUAGAAUCAGGUCUUGAUGAUGCUCCGUCUACACAGUCGGUACCGACUCCUAGCUCUCCGUCAGCACCAAGCAUUGAUAUUGAAAUUCCAUGUGCAUUGAAACUUAAACUUGAAGAUGAUUGUUACUUCAUUAAACGAAAGAAAAAGCUUGUUCGUCUGCCUCGUUCUCCUAAUGUUAUUGAUAUUUUAAAAGAAUACAUUAACCACGUGACACUCCAGGAAAGUCACCAGCAACCAUCAAACGAUGUUCAGUCCAGCGUGAAAAUCGUAAAAGAAGUAAUGGAUGGUCUUCGUGUGUAUUUUGAUUUUACACUUCCCUCGCUUCUUCUCUACAACAUCGAGCGUGAUCAACACGAAAAAGCCAUGAAGGAAGCUGCGAUGAAACGUCAGAAAACAAAUGAUGUGAAAACAAAUUAUCCGUCUGAUGUCAAUACGACUCUUGAGAAAUCAAGCAUAAAAAUUGAAAAUAUCGUCGAGGAAGGAAACGAAAAGAAUGAAACAAAACCAUCAAUAAAAUCAAAACGUACAACAGAAAAAUGCGCUGAUGAGCCCAGUAAAGAUGAUGAAUCCAAUGGUCGUGUUUUACGACGAAGAUCAAAACGUCAAAGUGUCUCAUCUACUUCGUCAUCAGCAAGUUCCAACACGCCAGGAAAGAUACCCGGAACACCGAAAGCACCACAGGGAGUAUCUUCUGACACGAAAACAACAACGAAAAAAGGAGUAAAACGAAAGUUGCCAGCAUCCACCAUAGCAAAAGAAGAAGAUGCAGUAGUAGACUUGAAUACUGCAGAAACGUCAAUUCCUCCGGUCAUCAGCCCAUCUCAAGUUUAUGGAGUUGAACAUCUCUUAAGACUUUUUGUAAGACUACCAAGCUUACUGGCAAAAACAAAAAUUGAAGACAGCAGAUUGCCUUUCUUAUUACAUCAUUUAACUGAUUUUUUAAGUUACCUUUCAACUCGAGUGAACACGUUAACUUCAGAAGAUGCGUAUGGUGAUAUCGCUGUUCUUUAGAUACGACUCAGGUCAGGGAUAUUCUAAUUUGAAGCAUAAAAACAUGCAUCAACUGCUUGUAUAUAUUAGGUACUGUAUUCGAGAGAGGGAGAGAAUCAGAUACACCAUCUUCGCGUUGACAUGGUCAAUCAAUCAUUCAUUCAGCCAAUGGAAGGCCUUCAGUGGAACACUCCACUCUUAAAAUGGCGAUCAUCCUUUUUUUCUGAGAAAUUUUUAUGCAAUACAUUUUUCUGAGCAAAUUUUUGUCUCGAACUUUUGUUGCGAGACAGGUUGCAUGCAACAAGUUCCACUUUCUAUGACGCUUAAUGCAAAUUGUCUCGCUACGA
Dendronephthya gigantea is the source of this 1676-nucleotide messenger RNA. Its product is annotated as protein MRG2-like. The transcript is spliced from 11 exons. The record is from RefSeq and is a predicted model, not a curated record. Gene Ontology annotation, cellular component: nucleus; NuA4 histone acetyltransferase complex. The coding region runs from base 1 to 1350 and encodes 449 amino acids. Lineage: Eukaryota; Metazoa; Cnidaria; Anthozoa; Malacalcyonacea; Nephtheidae. Gene Ontology annotation, biological process: chromatin organization; regulation of DNA-templated transcription.